AUGUCUUCCCCUGACGUUAUCAUUAUUGGUGCUGGCCCAUCGGGCAUCUCCAUGGCCUAUACGAUCAAGCAUAAACUUGGCUAUAGCGAUUUCACGAUAUACGAGAAACUCGACGGUGUAGGUGGAACAUGGCGUACAAACACCUACCCAGGAAUAGGUUGCGACGUUCCUACAAUCUUAUACUCGUUUCACUUCAACAUCAAUCCCAAUUGGUCCAAGGAACUUUGCGAGGGUGCAGAAAUCCUUGAGUACAUCGAGUCAACCGUGGAUAAAUUCAGCUUAAGAGACCAUAUGCACUUCUCCAUUGAAUGCCUUGGGGCCUCUUGGAACAAGGAGACAAACAAGUGGGACGUCAAAUUCAGGGAUUGCAAAACCGGCCUAGAGUUCGUCAGGAGUGCCGCCGUCUUCAUCUCAGCGGUCGGUGGCAUUUCUUAUCCCCGCGAUGUUAAGUUCCCUGGAAUGGAGAAGUUCCAAGGAGCUAUGUUCCAUACUGCGAAAUGGGACCACAGCUACAAUUACAAAGGCAAACGUCUCGCAGUUAUCGGAAACGGCUGCUCUGCUGCCCAAGUUGUCCCAGCAAUCAUCAAUGACGCAGCAAGUGUCAAGCAGUAUGCCAGAUCAGCACAGUGGUAUCACGAACGACCUAAUCGAAACUUCACCAAGACCGAGACUUGGGCAUUCCGCUAUAUUCCUGGGUGGGAACGAUUGAGACGACUACAAAUCUUUCUGGAGAAUGAUGAAUUAGUGGCCACCUACAUGCCUGGUGCCAAUGCAACGAAGAAGCGCAAGUUAGUUGAAGACCAUUCGAAGAAUUACAUCUGCUCUAGGGCGCCGGAGAAGUACCAUCAGGUACUCGUGCCAGAUUUUCCACUUGGUUGCAAGCGUCGCAUUUUCGACCCCAACUACUUAGAUGCAUUGAACGAACCGAAUAUGGAGCUCAUUUCUGAAGGAAUCCAAGAAAUUGAUGAAACCGGACUUGUCAGCACGAGCGGCCGCAGAGAAGAGUUCGAUGCCAUAAUUCUAGCAACCGGCUUCCAAGUCCAGCAAUUCCUCACACCGAUGGAGGUGUAUGGCAAGGGGGGCAAAUCACUGAAUCAGCAAUGGAAAGAACAUCGCGGAGCACAAGCCUAUAUGGGUUCUUUUGUACACAACUUUCCAAAUUUCGCUAUACUGUUUGGUCCAAAUACAUUCCCCGCCCAUAAUUCGGCUCUAUUCACAUGCGAAGUCCAAGUCGAUUUCGUCGCACGAAACCUCCUUGCGCCACUCAUUGAUCAUAAAGCUUCCAUCCUCGAGGUGAAGGCUUCGAAGGAGAGUCAAUGGGUGAACGAUAUCCAUCGGCAGUUGCAGGGAUCUGUUUUUGCUGCAGGCUGCACAAAUUGGUACAUCAACGAGCAUGGUCGCAAUGCAGCAAGCUGGCCGGGAUAUGCCAGUACAUAUUGGAAAGAGGCAUCCAUCCCUCGAUUUGGCAUCUUCAAUAAGCAAGGGGACGCAGUGGGCGCUGCAAAGCGACCGGUGCAAUAUCGUCCUAUCUCUUCGUCAAUACCUAAGCGUAACGAAUCAAGCCCGCCUUCGCAAUCGCCUGCCUUCAAAUCGAAUACAACAAGUGCAAAAGACACGAGAUCGCUUAGCGAGCGGAUGAGCCUAAAAGGCAAGACCACCAUCAUUACUGGGGGAGCUCGAGGCAUUGGACUAUCGUUGGUAGAAGCCGUGGCAGAUGCUGGCGGCGAUGUUGCCAUCCUUGACGUGCUUGAACAACCGAAAAUUGAUCUUUCAACACUAGGCGUGAAUGCACGAUACUAUCGGACCGACGUAACCAAACAAAACUCCCUAGAAGAUACAUUCGGGCGUAUAGGCAAGGAUUUUGGACGAAUAGAUAAUUGUGUUACGGCUGCCGGGAUCGUCGCCGACAAACCGUUUUUUGAUCAUCAAUGGGAUGAAUGCGAGCGGCUCCUGAAAGUCAAUGUACUUGGUACCUUCUUCUGUGCCCAACUUGCGGCGAAGGCUAUUCGAGAUCAAGGCACGGGUGGCAGUCUAGUAAUGAUCGCUUCGAUAGCAUCGUACAUGUCCCUCCCAUUGCAACAUCUUCCCUUUUAUGGCGCAACGAAAGGAGCGGUGCGGAUAAUGACGAAGCAGCUCGCUGUGGAGCUUGCGCCUCUAAACAUACGAGUGAACUCCAUCUCUCCGGGCUUCAUUCGAACGGACAUGACUGAACUUUGUGCGGUUCAGCAACCAGAACUUUACUCCGUGUUCAACUCAGCGCCGCCAAUAGGGAGAAUUGGUGAGACCACAGAUAUCACUGGUGCUGUGAAUUAUCUCUUAAGCGAUGCCGCGGCUUACACUACUGGCAUUGAUAUCCCAAUUACUGGUGGUUUGAUUGCGGGACGAAUUACCCAUUGAUAGGGAGCGACAGAGGAAAG
Aaosphaeria arxii CBS 175.79 is the source of this 2417-nucleotide messenger RNA. Its product is annotated as NAD(P)-binding protein. Gene Ontology annotation, molecular function: oxidoreductase activity. The record is from RefSeq and is a predicted model, not a curated record. Bases 1 to 2397 code for a protein of 798 amino acids. NCBI's taxonomy places the organism in Eukaryota, Fungi, Ascomycota, Dothideomycetes, Pleosporales. The transcript has 7 exons.